AUGAGGGGUCUCACACACUGGACGAGGGGUGUCACAAACUGGACGAGGGGUCUCACACACUGGACGAGGUGUCACACACUGGACGAGGGGUCUCACACACUGGACGAAGGGUCUCACACACUGGACGAGGGGUUUCACACACUGGACGAGGGUUCUCACACACUGGACGAGGGGUCUCACACACUGGACGAGGGGUCUCACACACUGGACGAAGGGUCUCACACACUGGACGAGGGGUCUCACACACUAGACGAGGGUUCUCACACCAUGGACGAGAGGUCUCACACCAUAGACCAGGGGUCUCACAUACUGGCCGACGGGUCUCACACAUUGGACGAGGGGUCUCACACACCGGACGAGGGGUCCCACACACUGGACGAGGGGUCUCACACACCUGACGAGGGGUCUCACACACUGGACGAGGGGUCUCACACACUGGACGAGGGGUCUCACACACCGGACUAG
This is a messenger RNA of Candidula unifasciata, 465 nucleotides long. The record is from the annotation of a GenBank genome assembly. Lineage: Eukaryota; Metazoa; Mollusca; Gastropoda; Stylommatophora; Geomitridae.